Molecule: messenger RNA, 1380 nt
Organism: Rotaria sordida
Lineage: Eukaryota; Metazoa; Rotifera; Eurotatoria; Philodinida; Philodinidae
Source: the annotation of a GenBank genome assembly
AUGCCGUGGUUUUGGCCAUUUAGACAAAAUGAAGAAAUUGAUGGAUUAAAUCGUUCGUCAUUGAUCAAGGGUAUUGGCGAUGAUGCUCUACUAUUAAUUGUUCUUAUUGCUUGCUUAGUUGGUCUUUGGAUUUAUUAUACAAGACGUCAUCGUCGUACAACAAUUCAUCCAGAUAAUCGGCAAGAUGUUGAAUUAUUACGUCAACGAUCUCAAGAACAAGGAGAUACAACUAAUAGAACACAAUCUUCGUCACAUGUUGGUCGAUCUCGACAAGAUGCAUGUCCGAUUUGUCUAGAAGAGCCAUCAAUAUUAAGUGUUGAAACUAAUUGUGGACAUGUAUUUUGUGGUAAAUGUAUUGUUACAUUUUGGAAAUUUCAAUCUAAUUGGAUGAGUGGAUUGAAAUGCCCUGUAUGUCGACAACAAGUAACAGUUCUUUUAACACGUUUUACUGCUGAAGAACGAGCAGCACCAGAUAGUAGUGAUCGACAAAUGGUUGUUAAUGGUGUUAAAGAUUUUAAUCGACGAUUUUCUAAUGUUCCACGAACGUGGCUUGAAUAUUUCUAUGAUAUUCCAGUUUUAAUUCCUUAUAUAAUUCGUCAAUUAUUCACAACAGAAGGUCUUGCAUGGACAUAUCGUUUACGAACAUUUGUAAUAUUUAUAUCAGUAAUUGCAUAUGUUAUAUCACCACUUGAUAUAUUACCGGAAAGUCUUCUUGGUAUAUUUGGUUUAUUAGACGAUUUUUUUAUUGUUCUUUGUUCAGCACUUUAUGUUAUAAUUGGUUAUCGACAACAUUUGGCUCGACGCCAUCUUCGUAUUAACCCAUUAUCUCAUAUCAAUCAACAUAUUCUCUUUCGUCCAUUGUUAUCUACUGAUGAAAGAAAUUUAACAACAUUCCUCGAAAGUCUUAGUCAACGUACACGUCAUUAUUGUGUUUAUCCAAGUUAUGAUAGAAAAACAGCAGAAUUAUUUUGUAAUGAAGAAAUAAAUAGAAAUAAUGAUAAAUUACGAUUGAUUGCUUUGAUUAAUGAAAAUAUGAUAGUAGCUUUAUUUAAUUUAACAUUAUCUAUUCGUAAUGAUGAAUAUGAACGUUUUCGUAUUAAUUAUAAGAUUGAAUUGAAUAAUAAUAAUACUGCACGAUUAAGUCCAUGUAUUACGGAUAAUUAUCAAAAUAUAUAUCUUGGUAGUUUAUUAAUGAAAAAAACAAUAGAUAUUGUACGACGAAUGGAUAAACAUCAUAUGAUUUUAUCUGGUGGUGUACUUGUAGAAAAUAUUCGAGCUAUUCGUUUUUUUGAAAAAAAUAAAUUUAGUUUAUUUUCAACAACUUUUUUAAGUCAUGAUGGAUAUGAAUGUAAAGAUGGUCUUAUUGAAAUUGACUUAUAA